AUUUAGAUAACUCCUCUACAGUCUCCGGUGAAGCAAGUGUUUCAAUCUCAUCUACCGGAAACCAAAACCCACUUAUUAACUCCACCGGAAAGAAGAAACGUAACCUCCCCGGCAUGCCUGAUCCAGAGUCUGAAGUGAUAGCUUUAUCACCAAAAACUCUACUAGCUACGAACAGAUUCGUUUGUGAAAUCUGUAACAAAGGGUUUCAAAGAGACCAGAACUUACAGCUUCACCGUCGUGGUCACAAUUUACCGUGGAAGCUUAGACAGAAGUCGAGUAAAGAAGUGAGGAAAAAAGUCUACGUUUGUCCUGAAGUUAGUUGUGUCCAUCACGAACCUUCACGUGCUUUAGGAGAUCUAACUGGAAUCAAGAAACACUUUUGUCGGAAACACGGUGAGAAGAAGUGGAAAUGUGAUAAAUGUUCCAAGAAGUAUGCUGUUCAGUCUGAUUGGAAAGCUCACUCCAAGAUUUGUGGUACUAAAGAGUAUAAAUGUGAUUGUGGUACUCUCUUUUCUAGGAGGGAUAGUUUUAUAACGCAUAGAGCUUUUUGUGAUGCUUUGGCUGAAGAGAGUGCGAGAAGUAAUAAUCAUAGUCAGAGUAAGAAACAGAGUCCAGAAAUUUCGACCCGGAAAAAACCGGUACGCGACCCGAUUCCUGCUCCGGUGGAUACUGAAUCUGCUAAAGUCAAAUCUUCAUCGACUUUAACCAUUAAGCAAUCAGAGUCUCCAAAACCCCCUCCUGAUAUCGUUCAAGAAGUUCCAAAACCGACCGGUUUAAAUGUUACACGCAACGGUGUUUUCGCUGGCUUAUUUGAAUCUUCCACGGCUUCUCCAAGUAUAUAUACAACAUCUUCUUCUUCAAAGAGUCUAUUUGCGCCAUCUUCGUCCAUCGAACCUACAUCUUUGGGUCUCUCAACAGGUCAUGGAUCAUCGUUUCUCGGGUUAAAUCGGUUCCAAGCUCAGCCCGCGAUGUCAGCAACCGCUUUACUUCAAAAAGCAGCUCAAUUGGGAGCAGCUUCUUCAGGUGGUUCAUUGCUUCGUGGAUUAGGGAUAAUUUCAUCAAGUUCAUCUUCUAUGGACGCAAUAGUUCCUCAUGGACUAGGAUUAGGACUGCCUUGCGGAGGCGAAAGCAGCUCGGGUUUGAAAGAGCUCAUGAUGUGGAAUUCAUCCGUGUUUUGUCCGAAACAAACGACACUAGACUUUCUCGGAUUAGGUAGAGCGGUUGGUAAUGGAAAUGGUCCAAUCAAUGGACUAUCCGCUCUAGUUGGAGGAAGCAGCGGCAUUGACAUGGCGACGGCAUUUGAAUCAGGAGAGUUUUCUUCAGGGAAAGACAUUAGUAGAAGAAAAUCAUAAGUAGAGUAAAUCAAUAUGUUUGAGAAAUUGUGGGGGUUUUUAGAUGUUCUUGUUCAAUAGUUGAAACUUCCCUUUGAAAGAAAGGGUUUCGAUAUUUAAUAUAUAUUGCAAUCAAUUAAU
Molecule: messenger RNA, 1472 nt
Organism: Camelina sativa (false flax)
Lineage: Eukaryota; Viridiplantae; Streptophyta; Magnoliopsida; Brassicales; Brassicaceae
Product: zinc finger protein GAI-ASSOCIATED FACTOR 1
Cellular component (GO): nucleus
Molecular function (GO): DNA-binding transcription factor activity
Source: RefSeq, a predicted model, not a curated record